This is a messenger RNA of Electrophorus electricus (electric eel), 2528 nucleotides long. It is a transcript of the gene ciao1, whose product is annotated as cytosolic iron-sulfur assembly component 1. Gene Ontology annotation, molecular function: protein binding. The record is from RefSeq and is a predicted model, not a curated record. Gene Ontology annotation, cellular component: cytosolic [4Fe-4S] assembly targeting complex. Lineage: Eukaryota; Metazoa; Chordata; Actinopteri; Gymnotiformes; Gymnotidae. Gene Ontology annotation, biological process: iron-sulfur cluster assembly.
GGAAGUCGAAAUAUCUGUCAUCUUCAGCCAUCUUCAUCCUGUGACUACGGAUCACUGAGUCGGCUAUACUCUCUGCUCCGUGUUUCUGAGUUAGGCUGAAAUGAAGGACACGUUGGCCAUCCUCCACAGGCUCAGCGCUCACCCGGAGUCGCGCUGCUGGUACGUGGCAUGGCACCCGCUGGGCGCGCUGCUGGCCUCCUGCGGUGGAGACCGAGCUGUGAGGAUUUGGGGGAAGGAAGGAGACGACUGGGUGUGCAAGUGUGCACUGUCGGAUGGACACCAGCGCACGGUCAGGAAGGUCGCCUGGUCUCCCUGUGGGCACUACCUCGCGUCCGCAAGCUUUGAUGCCACCACGUGUAUUUGGAAAAUGACGAAUGACGAUUUUGAGUGCCUUACAGUGUUAGAAGGACAUGAGAAUGAAGUGAAGUGUGUCGCCUGGGCCUCCUCUGGCCACUUACUAGCAACAUGCAGCAGAGAUAAGAGUGUCUGGAUUUGGGAAGUGGAUGAGGAAGAUGAGUAUGAGUGUGUGAGUGUGGUGAAUUCACACACACAAGAUGUAAAACAUGUAGUCUGGCAUCCCACACAAGAGCUCCUGGCUUCAGCCAGUUAUGACAACAAGGUAUGUAUUUAUAAAGAAGAAGAUGAUGACUGGGAGUGUCGGGCAACCUUAGAGGGACAUACUUCAACUGUCUGGAGCCUUUCCUUUGACCCUGAGGGACAGAGAUUGGCCUCCUGCAGUGAUGAUCGUACUGUAAAAAUAUGGAAGGAGUGCACAUCAGAUGAAGAUUCUACAGAUGGCGCAUGGAAGUGUGUUUGUACCUUGUCUGGAUUUCAUGGUCGAACAGUGUAUGAUGUUUCUUGGUGUCAUUUGACUGGUGCCUUGGCGACAGCAUGUGGGGACGAUGGAGUUCGUGUUUUUAAGGAAGAUGCAGCUGCCGACCCCAGACACCCAGCGUUCUAUCUGUCUGCCCACGUGCCUAAGGCCCAUAACCAGGAUGUGAACUGUGUGGCGUGGCAUCCUAAAGAAGCGGGUCUGCUGGCCACGUGCAGUGACAAUGGAGAAAUUGCUAUCUGGAACUACCAGUCAGAUGCGUAACCCAUCAAGAGAUCAUUCUGUCAACAGGACGAGCAUUUAAAGGUCUGCAUGGGAUUUAGAAAGCACUGAAUUUUACCUUUGGUGACAGCAGAAAGCAGGUUCAGAGAGUCAUGUUGCCUGCUGAAUUAGUGAUGUUUUUAUGUUUAGGUUUGUUUUACAGCCUUGUGGCACUGCUCAUCAAAUGUUUGAGUGCACUUGUUAGAAAUGAGUUAUGAUUCAUAACUAACAAUAUUUUACACCACAUAACUUCAUUUUCACACAUUUACAGAAAUACACAUUUUAAUACACCAAAAGUGAAUCAAACCUUUUGUUCAUGAGCAUGAAAAAUGUUAUGAAUAAUCCACCCAAGGAUAUUAAGUAAUAGAAAAUAGUUUUAAAAUGGCUCCAAACCAUGUGCCCUGAAACAUUUGACCAGUCGUGCAUCUAAUGCUAAAUAUUUGUUCAUUUUUUAAAGUAUUAAAUGGUCUUUGGUUUUGUGUGUUGUACUUACCACUUUGUUUCAGGAACAUUCUUUUUCUCUCUUGAACCGUAAACAGCGUUUGUAGAUGUUGUCCAAGAAGUUUAAAAGGUAGUCUCCAACUUCACUUUCUUAAUCACAACUGAAGCAAAUGUAAUAUAAAUUUCUACAGCUAAAAUAAAAUAUAUGUGAUCAAGCAGCAGGGUACAAGACUGGUUUGGGUUACAUUGUGGUGGUGGUGAAGAGCAUUUAGUGUUCACACCUUUUUAUAAACCAUUCUGAAUUUUGUAAAUCCAUGUCCAAAAAGCAGGCUAACAUGGGCUUGAGUGAUACUGGGGUGAACAUAUGUCAUCUUUUUCCCUGGACAUGUCUUGUUUUGGGAUCUAACACGUGUGUUUUGUGGGGAUUUCUAAAAUGUCUGAGAUUUGGCUUUUAUGUUCACAUGUCAUUUCAACUUUUUGCAUUGCUUUGAUGAGAGGUAUUCAAAUCAGUCCUCAAGGUCCAAAUCCUGAAGGAAUUCCACCCGUUCUUUACCUAGUUGUGUCAGUUGUGACCAGUUACAUUAAUCAUAUGAUCAGCUAUAAGGGGUUACAAACUCCAGGAUCACAUUUGGAUUUGAGAUCCAAAGUUGAAUUCCACUGGCUUUGACCGUUCUCUACAGGUUCCGCCUUCUCGCUUGCCACAAUUGGUCGAUUAUGUCCAUGCUGUGCACGUAACGGUCAGACUGCUUCUCAGCGUGUACAACUACUUCACAGAGGUGCAUGAGCAGCUGGCAUACAGAACAUUUGCUUUCUAUUUUAUCUUUUGUAUGGUGUCCAAACAGAACUGAUAGUUAUGCUCCUGUUUUUUUUUGCCAUGCCUGUCUAUGGCAAGCAUGCUAUAAUUUGACAUGAAUCAGUUUCCCACCCCACCACCAAAACUGAUUUAAAUUACUUUGCUUUUAAGUCUAAUUAAAAAAAAAAUUUUUUAAACAUC